AUGUCGUUCACGUGCGAGUGCUCCCGCGGGGAAGGCAGCGUCGACUGGGUGCGCCCUCCGCCCGCGCGCGCGCGCCGCCCGGCACUCCUCGGACGUUCGCCUUCUCGCGUCGUUCGAAUCUUACCUCCGCGCCCCUCCAUUCGCCCCGCCUCCUUCCAGAUCCGCGCGACGUUCAAGGACUGCGUGUACACCGUCCCCGACGAGCUCGGGUUCUACCUCGGCCUCGUCUCCAUCGCGUGCUGGCUCUUCGCGCAGCUGCCGCAGAUGCUUCGGAACUACCGCCUCAAGUCCGCGGAGUCGCUCUCGCCGUACUUUCUCGCGGAGUGGCUCGCGGGCGACGCCAUGAAUCUCUCCGGGUGCCUCUUCGCGGGCGACCAGCUCCCGUCGCAGGUGUACACCGCGUGUUACUUCGUGUGCGUCGACGUGGGGAUGAUCGCGCAGUACGCGUACUACGCGCUGUCGCGCCGCGACGCGCUGGCGCUGGCGGCGGCGGCGGCGUGCGUCGUCGUCGUGGUCGGCGUUUUUUUCUUCGCCGGACGCGACGGCGCGUGGUCGAAUCGGUGGGCGUCGCACCGCUCGCGCGAUCACUCGCGCCACCGCUCGUCGCCGCCGUCGCCGUCGUCGCUUCCGUACUGCGACGUCUCGACGAACCCGGAGUGGGAGGUCGCGAUCGGGCGAGCCGCGGGGUACGUCUCGUCCGCGUUUUAUCUCGGCUCGAGGGUGUCUCAGAUUCUCAAAAACCGCGCGAGGAAGUCGUGCGAGGGGCUGUCGGCGGCGAUGUUCGCCACCGCGGUCGCGGCGAACGUGACGUACGGCGUCGCGAUACUCCUGCGCGCGGCGUCGUGGGCGGGGGUGCUCGCGUCCGCGCCGUGGCUGCUCGGGAGUUUGGGGACGGUCGCGCUCGACGUGACGGUACUCGCGCAGAGCCGGCGAUACGGCGGCGGCGGCGGCGGCGGCGGCGGGGAGGAGGGAGAGGCGCUCGAGGGCGAGGAGACCGCGGCGCUGCUUCCGAGCGAGCGCGGGUCGUACGCGUAG
This is a messenger RNA of Micromonas pusilla CCMP1545, 1035 nucleotides long. RefSeq lists its product as uncharacterized. The coding region runs from base 1 to 1035 and encodes 344 amino acids. The record is from RefSeq and is a predicted model, not a curated record. Gene Ontology annotation, cellular component: membrane. NCBI's taxonomy places the organism in Eukaryota, Viridiplantae, Chlorophyta, Mamiellophyceae, Mamiellales, Mamiellaceae. The transcript has 2 exons.